Molecule: messenger RNA, 447 nt
Organism: Paramecium tetraurelia
Lineage: Eukaryota; Ciliophora; Oligohymenophorea; Peniculida; Parameciidae
Exons: 3
Source: RefSeq, a predicted model, not a curated record
AUGUGUAUCGAAAGCGAACGAAGUAUGUCUUAAAGUGAUUAUCUAAAUUCAAUUGACUAUAUUUUUGAUCUUUUACCUCAAGUUGAUCUACAAUCAGAAAAAGCAUUUGAAUAAGAAAAACAAAGUUAAAAAAACAUAACCAUAGAUAAUGUUGUUAAAAUAUAAAAAAUUCAAGAAUUGGAGAAUUAUGAAACUUAAGAAAGUAAUAGUCAUGAGUAAAAGUGUAGAAAUAGAAGAAAAGGAACUUAGGGAUGGUAUCGCUCAAGCAAGUUUAUCACUUCAAUGAAAGACAAAUUUAGACCAGUAUAAAAUGCCUAGAGGAAGGAAAAUAUAAUAAAACUAUCUUAUACUUAAUAAGUAAAAAAUUUCAAAAGUUCAUAAUUAUUUAUAACAAUCAUUAGGGUGAACAUGUCAAACAAACCAUACUUAGAAAACAAAUAAAGUUGA